CAUGAGAAAGCAUGUACAGGGCAGGGAAGAGGUGGAGAGGAAGGGCAGCAUCGUGCAUGAGGCUGCCUGCUCCCCUCCCCCUUCCACCACCACCGCCACCGCACGAACACAAUCGGUGUGUGGGUCAGCGAGGCAGUUGAGCGGCGGCCGGCGCUGUAAAGUCCUGCCGCUCUUCAUCUCUCGACCACGGCCCCCUCCCCACCAGGCUAAAGUGACUCUUCCUUAAAGUUCCCGCCAUCGAGUGAUCUUGUGGCGUCGAGUGGCCCGCUGAAGUGUGAGGGAGGGAACACUACUCAAUGGAGGUGCUUUAGAACUCGGGAGAGACUGAAACAUAGAAAAAGGGAACGAAGAAAAGUAAAACUAGUGCUGAAAAAUUGUGUUGAACUGGAAAUAGAAAACGUGGUAGUGUUGACUUGAGGGAAAACCGGAAGAGAAAAACCAUGGGUGCUAACUCCUCCCAUCAUGAGCCUCUCGGAGAGUACCAGAGAGGGAGUCACGCCCGCGGCUCUUCCUACACCACCGCCCACUCCCGAGCUGCCCAACACGCCCGCGCCUCCCUUAGGAAAUCACUGAGGAAAAAGAAACGUGACAAGCUGGAGCACCGUGAUGAGAAUAAUAAGGAAAACCAGCGGGAGGAGGCGGUAGGGGAUGUUCGAGAUGCUUCCGCCCAUCCUAAGAUUGACGGACCAAGCUGCUCACGGGGAAGAAGGAUGGACCGGCUCAGACGAAGCUUCCGUGAGAGUUUCCGGAAGAAGAAGGACCACCAUCACGUGACGGAGGCUUCCAAACCCCACCAAUGGCAGACAGACGAAUCCUCAGUCAGGGCGGGCACGUGUUCCUUCCCAGUCAAGUACUUGGGAUGUGUGGAGGUGUUCGAAUCCCGAGGAAUGCAGGUGUGUGAGGAGGCCUUGAAGGUGCUCAGGAACUCCCGUCGGCGGCCUGUGCGGGGAAUGCUGUAUGUGUCUGGUGAUGGACUGCGGGUUGUGGAUGAUGAGACCAAAGGUCUGCUUGUAGACCAGACUAUAGAGAAGGUGUCAUUCUGUGCUCCGGACCGCAACCAUGAAAAGGGAUUCUCAUACAUCUGUCGCGAUGGCACAACACGGCGGUGGAUGUGUCAUGGAUUCUUUGCUGUCAAGGAGUCGGGUGAGAGGCUGAGUCAUGCUGUUGGGUGUGCUUUUGCUGCCUGUCUGGAGCGCAAGCAGAAAAGGGAUAAGGAAUGUGGAGUGACGAUGUCCUUUGACCCAGCCACCUCUACCUUCACCCGCAGUGGCUCCUUCAGGCAGAUGACAGUCACAGAACGACUGUCAGACCCGCAGGAGUGGAAACCAAUUGACCCAGUGCCCGUCAAGAAAGUGGACAACCCCCAUGCCAUCGCCCGGCCCCACGCCACACCCCUGAUGCUGCAGCGACAGGGCUCCUUCAGGGUGUUCCAGCACCUCAACCAGUCACCUUUCAAGAGGCAGCUGUCCCUGAGGCUAAAUGACCUUCCCUCAAACUUGGAAAGAACACGCUCCAUGUCCCUCGACAACAACGCUGCCAACAACACUAACGACAUCGUUGCCACCACCAACAAUAACAACCAGCCACCUCCAGAGAGUCCCCAGCCCCCACCACGCACUCACAGGAAUAGACUCCACUCGCUACCAAAUGCAGUUAACAUGACUCCCAUCCCUGAGAGUUCCCCUGUGGUGGAGAACAAGCAGGGAGAUGCAGUGUCAGCAAUGUGUCAGGAGCUCUCAGCUGGCUUGUCUCUCCUCUCCAACUUUACUGAUCCAUUUUCAUCCCCUGAAAAUACCUCCCCGGCCCACACCUCUACCAGCUCAGCCACCACCACCACCCUCACCAGCUACACCAACACGGGGGGAACUGUCACCGCCAACCAGCACAUCAUCCCUCCCAACUCCCAAGUAUUGCUUCCGUCAGUUGAACCGAUUCGUGAGGAGAACCCUUGGGCCAGUGCAGAGGUGAAUGGUCAUGCCAGUGAGGGGAAGAACAAGUCUCUAGGGGAGGAGUGGCUGUCCCAGAUCAACCCACAGGCUAAGGUCGUCAAUGGCACUGCUUCCCCUCCUAUUGGACCUCAGUCAGCUUCUGCCACUACUACUGCUACCACCACCACCACUGUUGUUGCUCCACCCCGCCACAACCCUCCACCUCUGGCCCAGCUGAGGUCUGUUUCCCUUGGGGUCACUCCAACGUACGCCUCAAUGGGGAGUGGCAGAGGUGUGAUGGGUGCCCCCUGGACCAACUCCAAUGGGACAGGAGGACCUGGUGCAGUCCCUCCAACAGGCCCUGUGGGAUCUGAUCCUUUCGAGGCUGAGUGGGCGGCACUUGCAACGAGAAAUGCAAAUCCUAACAACCCUUUCCUUCCAAACACUGUCACCAAGGCUUUUGAGGUACAAAUGUAAAUGGCAGUCAGCCACCAACAUUGUUUCUCUGAAGAUGAUUCAACACCAAGGCAUUAUUAUUAUUGUUGUUAUAGUUGUUGUUAGAUUCAAAUGCAUACCAUGAUUAUUUACCCACAAGGUUGUCUGCCCUAGAAAGGUUCAGUCAUGGCAUCUUGUUAUGUGCAUUGUUUUGACAAGACCUUGAGUUGCAUAAUUUGGCUCAUUGAUGAUUUCUUUGCUCAUAUUUUUUGGUUGUUAAUGGGUUAUCGUGACCCACAUGCAAUUGUAGGCAGCCACUCCAAGAAUGGAGGAAGUGGAAGUUGGCUGCUGCUGCGAGACAUUCCAGUACUAUUACAACUUAAUAAGUACAGCACAGAGGCUCGUGUACUUACUGUCAUUUUAAACAAAUUAAUUUAUAAUGCCUGGAUUCUUUUUAACCCCAGUAAUAGUUUAGUUACUCAGUGGCAAGAGUUUGGUGUAUCAUGUCUUGGGUUUCAUGAGAUGAUUAGCUAAAUUGACAUAUGGUAAAGCCUUUUUUGUUUCCCUAGGAAAGGUAUAUUUAUUAUUACUUGUUGGAGUAAUUAAGAGUCUUCAUGCUUUGUGAAGUUAAAGUUGCACAGAUUGUAUAAUUGCUGAAUGUGUAAUGCAAUAGAGAUGUAUGUUGUAUUUGUAUAUACAUAUACAUAGAUUUAUAUAUAUACAUUAAAUAUAUAUAUACAUUUAUAUAUAUAUAUGUCAUACCAUAUUGGUAAUGAAAAAGUGGUUAGUUAUAAAUAAGGUGUUUUCAUGAGGGGUGAUGAUAAUGACGAGUACAUAUUUUUUUUACAAUACCCAGUAUUUUUCAGUGUCUUUGAGUGAUGAGUAUGUUUCUGUGACCCAGGGCUAGCCAGCGCCCCAGCAAAGGCCGACACGGCAAUAGUUAUGUGUUUUCUGUAUUUGGUGUUGGUUUGAUGGUUUUUAUCUGAGUUCACAAUUAAUUUUUUGCCUCCAUUGCCUGGCCAGCCCUGCUGUUCCUUUCUUCCCUCGCACUCUACAUCCCAAUCAGUGCAAUACAAGUUGACGUUUAACAAUACCUCAUAGAUUAACACUCGGCCAUCAAGCACGUAAGACAAAAUAUCUGUUUGUUGCUGGAUGAUGUGGAUCUUGAUUAGCGACUUAGAACAAGGUUUUUGUGUCAUGAUGGCAGAUACAAUUGCCAUACUUGUCAUUGUCAGACCAGCAGCAAAAGUGAAAGGUUCUGCAGUAAUUUUAAACUGUUUAAUGUUUCAAGGCCAUUGGUCCACCUCAAUAUGUAUAUUGGAAACAUGAAUCUAUUCUGUAUACACUUGUAAAUAUCCAGUCAUGUUCUUUUCAUAAAAAAAACCACAAAAAAAUUGCUUUUAGGAGUAUGGAGGUCCUACUAAAUAAUAACUCAAUUGAUGAUAAGCUAUAUAACUAAUUUUACUUCUUUAUAAAGGAAGUUUUCUCUUGAGAGAGAGAGGGGAUGAGCUCUUGGCAGUGUGAACUCAGAGGAGCUGCUGAUUGUAUAUUUGUUUCACAUUAGAUCAUUUUUUCUUUGGAUUCAUUACAUAAACUCUUCAAAGCUAUAACCAUAUCAUGCUGUGGAUGGGCCUCAUGGGACUGAUGUAGGACAUACAUUGCCACUCUUUCCUUCUCUCACCACAUUAUUUGUAACUUUGUAUCUCAAGUUUCCAUCACUUUGUCAUUUCUCAAUGUUCAUCUGCCUGUGUCCUUUGGUCCUUUUCAACCAAUGUGUCAUUGCACUCACUCCUGCACAGAUGACUUCGGACUAGCUACUAAUGAUAUUUUUGUUUUGUUAUUUUUUUUUUAUUUUAUAUAUAAUUAUUAUUUUUAUUUAUCAUUAUUAUUAUUAUUAUUAUUAUUAUUAUUAUUAUUAUUAUUAUUAUUAUUUUAUUUAUAUAUUUGUUUUUAUUAUUUGUUUUAUUUAUUUUUUUUUAUUUUAUUUUUUUUCCUCCAUCAUUGUAGUUGUGGCUACACUGUUCCUGCACUUGUCCUGUUUUUGAUAAAUGUCCUGUGACUUGCACAAUGCUCAGAGAUGUAGAAAGUGCAGAUGUGUUUUCUAGUAUCCUCCAUUUGCAGUGCCCCAGGGGUGGGAGGAAUCCUUGGUUGGAUGCAAACUGUCUUAUGUCUAUUCCCACAUUUUUUCAUAGUCUGAACUUAGAUAUUUUUUACUUUUUAUGUAUACACUGUCAUCUUACUGACUUUUCAUAAGUAAUUACAACAUGAUCAGUCAUUGUAGAAGGUCAUGCUUUCAUCACCACCACCACCACCACCAUCACUGCUGCUGCCACCACCUGAAUGAUACAUUCCUUAUAGUUUCUGUGAUAAACCCUCAUGACGUGUGUCGGGAGCCAUUUCUUUCAGGGCAACAAGAUUAGGACCUACCAUCUUUGUUUUGCAUUUUUUUUUAUUUAUUUAUUUAUUUAUUUAUUCAUUUUAUUUUUUUCAUUGAUUAAAUAGAUGACUGUGCAGAUGAACAGUGUUUGUGAAAUAAGAUUCAGAAGAUUCAAGUUUGAUGCUUUUUUAUCAUAUUUUUUAGCAAUGAAAAAUGUAUGGAGAAAAGAAAAUUUUAUCAUUUAAUGGUAACAAUUUGAUGUCCCUGACUUGAAAUUGUUUGCCAUUAAUUGCCUGCACUACACAUUCACCAUACAUACAAUAUUGGUGCUGGAAAGAAUGAAGAUUAUCUUUGAAACAUGAUAAAAGGAGUUUUUGAAUGUAACAUUUUAUAUUUUCAGAAUUUAAUCUUUCUGAAUAAAAAAAAAAAGAACAUACCAAGGCUUGCAUCAAAACCUAAAAAUGUGUAUAUAUUUACAGAUACAGCAUUUGCGAUUAUCUUAGAUUAAUUGCUGCUGACAGUGUUUUAAAAUGUUAUUUUCUUGUUGGAGUUUAUUUUCACACAAAAAUGUGCAUACUACAUGAUAAUAAUAAGAUGAUGGUGGUGACAAGAUUUUUUUUUUUUUUUUUUUUUUUUUUUUUUUUAAGCAAUAACACAACAUGAUUGCUUUCCAAGUGUUUACAUGUACCAACUAAGGGAGCCUCGUCCUGUCUCAAUACUGUUUGAUGUCUUGUGAAUACCAUGAGGGAUUUCAACUCUCAUACUGGAUGUGUAUAGUGACCAUGUUUCUUCUUGCACAAUAAAACGUAACCGAGCACAGUUUCCGCUAGCAGUCCUUAGGAGCGAGACAAGCAAAGGGUAGCAGUGAAUUUCCAUGUGCCUCAGAAGGGAGGGUGGGAAUUGCUUGAAGCUGUGAUUGUGAUGUGCUUGUGGUGAUGGUGGGGUCCAGUGCCCUGUCAGUUUUAUGGUGAAUUCCUAUUAAAACAAUAUGUACAGUAGAUAUUAAGGGGUAGUCAUGUCCACAAAAUAUAUAUAUUCUGUUGA
Molecule: messenger RNA, 5784 nt
Organism: Portunus trituberculatus (swimming crab)
Lineage: Eukaryota; Metazoa; Arthropoda; Malacostraca; Decapoda; Portunidae
Gene: numb
Product: protein numb-like
Exons: 13
Coding region: 441-2405 (654 amino acids)
Source: RefSeq, a predicted model, not a curated record